This is a messenger RNA of Metarhizium album ARSEF 1941, 861 nucleotides long. RefSeq lists its product as uncharacterized. The record is from RefSeq and is a predicted model, not a curated record. Bases 1 to 861 code for a protein of 286 amino acids. NCBI's taxonomy places the organism in Eukaryota, Fungi, Ascomycota, Sordariomycetes, Hypocreales, Clavicipitaceae. The transcript has a single exon.
AUGAAACUGCGUGACGGGCUUGUGGUCCUGUUGGCGCUUCGUGCCACGGCGGCGGCUCGCCUCUCGAGCCCGCAUGCGCCUGGGCUCCAAGUCGUCCAGUUCCAGGACGGCUCUGCCCUCGGCCGCGCGACUCCCCUCGUCGACCCCGUGCCGCGCGGCUCCCUCCCACGCAGAGGACUCCUCGGGAUCGGGCGUCGUUCCAGGCCCAAGCACCGGCCAAAGCAGUCGGCCUCGAAGCCGGCAAAGCCGCCCGUCGCAGAAAGCCACCCCGUCAUAUCCGCAAGGGAAGCGUCCCGAAUCAAGUCCCCCGACUGCGGCAAAUCGGGCGUCUUCUUCCGCGGCGACUCCCGGCCGCCGUGGGAGAUAUUCGCGUCGGGCUCCGCCCUCAGCCAGCUCCUGGAAGCGUGUGAACUGGCGGCCGUCCAGCCGCCGGCCGAGCGGGACGUGCGGGAAACGCUCUCGCAGCACCGCCAGGCGCUUCAAGACGGCAUCCUGAGGCUCAACGAGCUGCGGAACAAGCUCAUCGACCACCGCAGGCAGGUGCGGGAAAAGGUCAACACGGGCGGCCACGUGGAGAACAUGUGCGACGUGAAGCCGCAGACCGUUCCCAUCCCGGACGGCAACGAGUCCGGGCCGGUCGUUGCCGCGCCGUCCUGGGCGGCCGAGCCCCGGGUCAAGGCCGCAGCCAUCCCGUAUGACUGGGCGCUGUGCCGCAAGGCCGUGAUGCUUCGCGGAACCGAGACGUGCUACUCGCCUGCCGGUCUGGCGAAACCUGGGACCGCGUCUCCUCUGCGCUUGUCUACAUUGAGCAGAGGCUGCAGCCGCACGGGGCGCCCCGUUAAUUCUUUAAAGGGUGUGUAA